Pelagomonas calceolata is the source of this 847-nucleotide messenger RNA. Lineage: Eukaryota; Pelagophyceae; Pelagomonadales; Pelagomonadaceae. The record is from the annotation of a GenBank genome assembly.
CGGAGAGCUAUAUCGGCGCCGCUGCCUCGCAAGAGAGCUCACGUGUUCGAGCUGACAGCGUGCGGCUGCAGUGCAGGACGGCCAGCGCAAACACAGUCUGCUGCAGGCUGUGAGAACAGCUGUAGCUUGCAAAAACGCAGCGCCACUAUGCCCAUCGACUACAGCCGCUUCGACAACAUCGACGUCUCCGACGACGAGGACGAGCAGGCCUACAAGGCCCGGAAGGAGGCCGAGGAGGCCGGCCGCCGCGCGUCCAAGGCCCAGGCCAAGGAGUGCGUCGAGGCCUGGUGGCAGGCCUGCCCGAAGCAGAGCCAGUUCUCCGUCGAGUGCGCGGCGCGGCUCACGCGGGCUGGGACGACCUCGCUCUACAACACCCUCACCGGGCCUCUAAAAGGCCUCGGGCUGGGCUUCGAGCGCCCCCUGACCAAGGACGACUCGCUGGAGACCGUCCAAGGUCUGCUGAAAUACGUCGCGCUCGAGCGCGUCGGCCUGCCGGGCCUCACGGGCGUGCCCGAGGGCUGGGACGUCUUCGGGCGGCCGCCGGCGUCGCGCAUCGAGCUGGACGACGACGAGGGCCAGACCUUCUCCAUCGAGGCCUGGGACGGGUCCAAGCUCAAGGCGACGGUGCGGAAGGCGCGCGUCGUGGCGCUCGAGGGCCACGAUGCCAACUACCGCGUGGCCCCAGGCAUGCCAGCGCCGGCGGAGACGUACUUCCUCGUCCGCUGCGGGCUGCGGGCGACGCUGCGGCUGAACUGCGUGCUCGUCGUGUGAGGGUUGUCUGGCAACCGGUUCGGCGAUGGCGUCGACGAGAGCGGCGCCCCGGCCCUAGUAAUUUGUUGUUUAUGCU